Molecule: messenger RNA, 1147 nt
Organism: Spinacia oleracea (spinach)
Lineage: Eukaryota; Viridiplantae; Streptophyta; Magnoliopsida; Caryophyllales; Amaranthaceae
Exons: 2
Coding region: 103-1038 (311 amino acids)
Source: RefSeq, a predicted model, not a curated record
CUCCCUACUCUCUCAAUUCCACUUUCUCUCUUUAAUCAAGUCCACACUUUCUCUCUCUAAUUAAUUCUCUUAAUUACAAACACACUGUUUAUUAUCACAACAAUGGAGGAUAUUGAUGCUUUCUGGACAUUUCAAGAGAGUGUUGACGAGUUAAUACAGAAGCUUGAGUACAAGAGCUAUGAGUUAGAAAUGACAAAGAAUGAAGCAAAUGAAGAGAUAAGGAAGAGCAAUGAGCAUAUUAAGAAACUUGUUCAUCUUUUACAAACAGCUUGCAAAGAAAGAGAUGAUGCCAAAUCUCAAUUGUCAAAACUCCAACAAAUUAUGGCUUUUAACAAACAAAACAACAACAAUAAUCUUGUUGAUCAUUUGAUUCCAUUCUCCCCUGACAGUCCUCUUAUGACUAGCAAUUUCGCGGCGAAAACAAACUCUGCCGUCACUGAUUCAAGCAGUUUUUCCUUGGAAACACACACCAAUAACAAUAAGAAUAAGAAUAACAACAUUGUUUCGUCUCCUGUUGCGUCUUCUCCUGAGUCUAGCAACAUUAUUUUUAGUACUAGUACUAGUACAACAACAACCACCUCUCCGGUUGUUAUGAAUUCAACAACAAAAGUAGUUGAUCGAGAAUCAAUGAUCAUUGCAAGCUUGGCAAAAGGGAAAACACUUCCACAAAAGGGGAAACUCUUACAGUCCGUACUCGGGGCCGGUCCACUCCUUUCGACUUUGAUGGUGGCCGGUUCACUUCCUGAAUGGAGGAAUCCGCCCGCUGUAUUAACCCAUCAAAUUCCUCCUGUCAACCUUAAAUCCCAACCAUCUAAUGUACUACCGCAAAUAAUAGUGCCUAAUGUCGAUUCUAAUCAUUUUAAUAAAGGGAUUGGUAAUUCUGCAAUGUACAAUGGGGCAUUUGGAAUAUGUCCGACUCCAAUCUUGGAUUUUGGGAAUGGAUCAUCACCCGGCUCAUGUUUCACGGGUGGGAGAAUGAUGCUUAGUCCAGGUGUUAAUUUUAAUUGUCAGAUUCCUAAGAGGCAGAGAAUUAUUUGAAAACUCUUUUUUGACUCUUUUUUUCUUUCUUUUUAAUGUAUCUAUAUUUUGGCAGAUUUUGCUUUUUGUAAAUAUAUGAGUAUCAUCAAUUAUUUAGUGUUUUGGGUUA